This is a messenger RNA of Aplysia californica (California sea hare), 12856 nucleotides long. RefSeq lists its product as uncharacterized. The record is from RefSeq and is a predicted model, not a curated record. Bases 357 to 2141 code for a protein of 594 amino acids. The transcript has 14 exons. Lineage: Eukaryota; Metazoa; Mollusca; Gastropoda; Aplysiida; Aplysiidae.
CUUUCAUAACUUUAGUCCCGCAGCCCGCAGCUUUGGGCAAUGCAGUAUGCACUUCAACUUCAAUGCAGGCUCGGGUCAUCAAAGGGAGAGGAAAGGUUGAGAAACAGCGGUGGAACUGAUGCAAUAAUUUAUUCAAUAAUAUUCUAGAUCUACGCAUACAUCUUUUUGCUAACUGGUUCUCUGCAAUUGGAGUGGUGUUACCUAUCAACAUAGACUUUGCAUCGUGGAAUUUGCGACUUUAUGGUCUCAAUGUUGUUGAAAGAUUUGAAGUGUAUUUAUUUUUCAUACUUUAAAAAAUCUCGGAAAGUUACAAGAGGAAUUCAGGACUAUCAUCAGUAACGGGGAAUCAUUCAGUGAUGAUCGUGUACUCAAAUUUUAGACAUAUGUGGCAGCCUGUGCUCUCACUAUGCAGACCUCGUAAUGCUGCCAAGCAUACCACCUUUUGUACAGUAAAAAGUCAUUUCUCAUCAUUAACACCAAGAAAACCUCAAAGGUUUGGGAAAUUAUCGACGACAGCUGCUGUUUUAGGUCUUGUUUCAGUUUGUGGGGCUGUCUCUUACUUAAUGUUGGAUUCCCGGGACCAAAGAAAGAUAACAGUAUUUGCUGGGGGUGUACGGAGAUUUAUGAGAUCAUUACACAUUGGACUUGCCCUAUCUGCGGACUACAAGUGGACUCUGUACAAUGUUGAUGAAGAAAGUGACGAGUAUGCUGAAUUGCUGAAAGCUUGUCACAAACGCUCUGCAGAGAGAAUACUUGCUGGUUGCUUACAGAAUGGAGGUCUCUAUGUUAAACUUGGGCAAGGACUGGUGUCAAUGAACCACAUCUUGCCCAUAGAAUACACAAGUACACUUGUUGUGCUACAGGAUAAAGCCCUAUCACGACAGCCACAUGAGGUGGAACAGCUCUUUGAGGAGGACUUUGGCAAGAAACCAUUGGAAAUGUUUGCAGAGUUUGAAGAUGAACCGCUUGCUGCUGCGAGCUUGGCCCAAGUACACAAAGCUAAGACUCAUGAUGGAGAAUCGGUGGCUGUGAAGGUUCAGUACAUUGACUUAAGAGAUCGCUUCUCAGGGGACAUGAAGACCUGUGAGAUACUUCUCAAACUGGUGGGCUGGAUUCAUCCCAAAUUUGGCUUUUCUUGGGUUUUACAAGAUUUGAAGCAGACUUUGAGACAGGAGCUUGAUUUCGAAAAUGAAGGUCAAAAUGGAGAAGAAUGUGCUAAGGAUUUGUCUCAUCUGAAAUUUAUAUAUGUACCUAAGGUCUAUUGGAGCAUGACCACCAAACGAGUUCUGACCACAGAGUUCAUCGAUGGAGUAAAGAUUAACAACCUUGAGGGGAUAAAAGAUCUUGGUCUCAAUUUACAAGACGUAGAUCAGAAGCUCGUCCAGUCAUUUUCAGAACAGAUUUUCUUGUCUGGCUUUGUGCAUGCUGAUCCUCAUCCAGGCAAUGUGUUUGUUCGGAAAGGCCAAGACAACAAAGCAGAGUUAGUAUUGCUUGACCAUGGCCUCUAUGAUCGGCUGAACGGGGAGCACCGGAGGGCUUUGUGUCAGCUCUAUCAGGCAAUCAUCAUGAAGGAUGAAUUGGCUAUGGAUUAUAAUUCUAACCUGUUGGGAGUGCAGGAUUCCCUCAUUUUUGCCAUUAUGAUCAUGCAGCGUCCUGUGAGGAUGAAAUCACGACGUUUGUUUGAUAUCAAGCCCCCUACCCGUGAGGAGUGGGUGCUCAUGAGCAAAGAGGACAAAGCCAUGUGGAAAGAAAAGUUUCAAGAAAUUCAUGACAGGGUUCUUACAAUCAUGAAGGAAAUGCCUUCACCUCUCUUCUGGAUUUUUCGGAACUUGAACACUAUCAGGGCUAUCAUCCGAGACCAUGGCAACACAGUAGACAGAUAUGGCAUAAUGGCAAGAAGUGCAAUUCGAGGCUCCCAUCGGGACAGUGCUUCCAGCGGCACCUUUCUGACAGUGCUACAGGGUUGGUGGCACCGCUGCCUCUACGACUAUCGUGUGUGGAGGGAGAACGUCACCCACAAGCUGCUUAUGUUUCUAACCCUCAACUACUUGCGCUUUCUGCAACUGGUGGGCAAAGCGCCCUCCCUGGAAGAGUUACAGGCUUUCACCAAUGCAGAGAAGAAAAGAUUUGACAGCUUGUAGCAAGAGAGAACCAUUAGGAAUAGCAAAAUUUUUCCCCUUUGCGGCAUCAGGGGUGGGUGGCUAAUGUGAGGUGGUGUGGUGCCUGAAGGCAUCGCAGGGAAGGUGUGUGUUGUUGUUUAUGUCAGACUUUAUGGAUAAAAGUGAAAUUUGUGUGUCUACAACUUUCUACAAUUUAAAAAGAUCAGUGGGAGGGGGCUAUUUUUGUUUGUAAAAAAAAAUUGAAACUUGUAACGUGAAAUAUGUUUCAACACUCGUUGAAGUGAAAUGAACAUGUUCAUUUUUUGUGCGGCGUGUGGCCACUAGCGAGGACUCGAGCAAGCCAAGCUGGUGGUGACAGCUGACUCCCGCCGGCUUCCUUUGAAGUUUUCAUUAGAGAGGGAACAAAAUUGGGGUAGCAAAGUUUCCUUCAACAUUUUUAUCUUGAAAAAAUAUUGUGAUAUUCCGAAUCAGCGUAUCAAAAUAGAGAAAGUCUACACCUAAAGGACCGGUUUUAAAGCUUAGUUCAAAAGAUUUAUACAAAUACCGUGCAGUUUACAUGUCAACGCAAAGAGUCGCCCAACUAUUAAUUUGGGGCUAUCUAUCCCAGUUUUCCAUUGAUUGUUGUAUUAGCAAGUUAGUAAGCACAGAUCUAUCAGAAUGGACGAUUAUAGAAAACUAUUCGAGUAUAGACAGUAUUCGAGUUUGAUUCUCUUCUUGUUCAGUUCAGAACAUAUAAAAUGGUAUCGAACAUCAAUGUGUUUUGAUCUUCAAUGGUUCACAGGGUUGUUGGCAAGGGUAGUUGUGCCCUGGUUGUCCUCAAAGACCACAGGCAAAUUAUCUUCAAGACUUAUUCCUAUAUCAUUUAGGAACUGACUGACUGAGAUACAGAACCUCCUUCACUGCAACUGUGAGAGCUAUAUUUAGCCUCGCAGGUUGACAGAGCCUGUUGACUGACUGUUUCUUUGAUUUCCAUGAAAUCAGAGUACCUUCAUGUGUCAAACUAAAACUGUAACCUGAUGUGCUGCCUCUAUCUUCAGCACUGGAUGCCCAGUCGGAGUCACUGUACCCAAUGAGCCUCAGAGUUUCAAGAUAAUCUAGUCCUUCUCUUUGGCUAUAUCCCUUUGCCAAGGAGACCUACAAACAGGAGACGCACAGCCAAUUUUCAGCCUUUCCUAGGAGAGGCCAUUAGAUUUACCAACAUUCAUAGCUUUCUUCAUCACAAAUCUUUUCAAAUAUGUUAGCUUAUCCUCAAAUAGUAUUCUAGAGUGUAUAUUUUUGAAGUUUUAAGUGUUACAGUUCUUAAUGCUUAAUUGUUUCAGUCUAAUUUUAGCAAAAAUCUCUAUCUAGGUUCAUUAAGCAAUCAAAAGUAUGACUUGCUCUUCUUAUCAUGAAAUGUUUGUAGUCUUAAUUAGCUUUCAUUUUUUAACAUUAAUGAUUAAAUUAUGUAAAAUAUAAAAGCUAGAAAGAGAGAGAAGGGGAGGGAGAAAGAGGAGUGGUGAAAUUGGUGAACAGCAUUAACAAAACAACCAAAAAGGUAAAUUUGAAGCUAAACAAGAAAAAAAUAUCAUUUUUGCUUGUUAAAUUGAAUAUUAUUCUUUUAACUUGUGGUCUAGAGAUACUAGAAGGAUAUACUUGAUUGUUAAUUGCAGAACUAUUUUGCACUAUGUGUAUUCCACCAGCCGAGAGUUGAACUCAGAUCGCCAGAGUAAUUUCCAAUUAUACUACUGCCGGGGUGUUUUUUUGUGCUUUUUAAUUAUUAUCUUGAUCUUUUACUUACACUGUAGACUCUAGAUGAGAGCCCAAGGUGGGCCUACCGGGCAUCAAACAGCAGCUGCAUCAGGCGCGCUUCUUCAGAGACGUCUGUAGGAGGACAGAAUCCUUGUCCUGGUCCCACACAACAGUUACAUCAUGUGCACUUUCUUGAGGGACGUCUGUACUUCUGUAGGAGGGCAGAAUCCUUGUCCUGGUCCAGUUCCAGUUUCUGAAGGCCAUGAAGAAGUACAUUUGAAAGGUGUUUGUACAGUUUUGAGCACCCAAUGUUAAUCAGUCUCUUCCUGCAGCAUGCAAAAUGACACGCUGUCUUCAUUAAAUUGGGUCCAAGGCAGGCUAGCUUAUACGUGCUGACAUGUGGAAUAACCAGCUGUCCCCUGGAAACAGUUCCAAGAAAGUCAAUAGCUUCACCUUUCAAAACCUCAUCUUCCUCAGCAAAAUGGAUCUUGUCAUGCUCAGCACAUUUCUUUUCAAACCAAGCAGCUACGUAUGCAGCACUGCAAACCAAGCAGCUACGUAUGCAGCUCUGCUUUGUCAAUUUUCAGUCAGCAUCACUUCCGCUUCGCAGAUCUCCAUCACCACUGCAUCCUCCGGGUUAAUGUCAACACCUAGACAAGAAUGUUGCUGUGGGGUAGGAUCCACAUCAAGGUCUUGAAGGUUGGAGGCAGCAUAUUUGGCCAGAGGUUUUUUGUUUGCAGCAAACACGACACCAGUUGUCAUAAAGGCAUUGGCUUCAGACAACUUGGUAUACACCGAACUCCCCCUCAAGCCUGUCGCUCUGCAGCUCACGCCGUACAACAUAAUCAAAGGUUGGGUUUGAUGGCAACAGGUAGUCGCAGAUGGCCUGGAGACCCGACAGGGUUUGAACUAAGGCCUUUUUUGUGUCUCUUGUUUGCCCCUGGCCAGAAGCUGCAUUGGUGAACACCUCCAGAAAGUGGCUCAACAAGGGCGUGCCUUUCACUUGAACUGCACGUGAGGGUCGUUGAACCGCUCUUCCUGUUCUUUUCGUGAUACGUUCACCAUGUUCCAAAAGUUCAGAACUGUCUCAAUAAAGUCAGCUGUUCCAUCACUUCCUUUCAGUCGUAAUGCAGCAUCCUUUUCAUUGAAGACAUUGAGUAGGCCUACAUGAUGCACAUUUUGGAGCUGAAGUCGUGAUGGAUAUACUGCAGCACGGAUCAACGGGGUCGCUUUCAGGAUGUGAUCUUUUUCCUCCUCAUAGAGAUGAAUCACAUCCUCAAAGGAAGCUGUGUGGUCGUUGAGUGCGAGUGUUUCUCAGUGAUCCAAUUAUUCUGUAUGCUUUUUAAGAUAUGGACAGUGUCAUAGAGAAGAAACCACACACGAUCAGAGUUCAGUGGAUGUUCAGCUUUGCCUGUUGACUGAUCGAAACUGGCAAACAAUGUGCAAAACUGUUGAUUGACUUUAUGAUUGUCAGUUAUUGUACCAAUAACUCUGCCGCCUGCUUUCUCAACCUGUAUUGCUGCCUCCCUAACCACAGAAAACUGAUGUUAGCAUCCAAUCUGUGAACUGGUGUGACUGAAAUCAUAACACUAGGUCCCUUGUGCAGUGCUUCCAUCAUAAUACUAAGCAUCGAAGUCACUCUACAAUCCGCUUUGUUUUUUGCCUUUCCACUGAUGACGCCACCAGAGAAAGAGACUUUAGGCCUGAUUUUGACUUGGUCCACCUGGAGAAACACAUUUUUCUGCUGUUCUACCUCUAAAUUUCUGAAAGUUUUUUCCAAAACAGAUGCAAUGUCCGCAGAUGAGAUAACAGACUGGAGUUUCCAUUUGCUGGCAGAAUCAAGUACUCUCUAAGCUGCUCAUACUUACAAUGCGGGAAUGAUUCAAGAGCAAAACAAUAGUCCUGAAGAGAAUAUUCUUUCUUGAUGAAAAGCUGAAGCAGAUGAGUGAGAAAUACAAGUUUUUUCCUUUUGUCGCUGUCCGUACAACAGUCCGAGUCUAGCUUUUCAUGCACACCCAGAAUGCUCACAAUUUUCUCAACUAAAGAAUCAAAAUGGGGUUCAAAGUUCACAGCUCUUCGCACAGCAUCAAAAAACAUCUGAUGUGAUUUAAAUCCAUUGUUAGGGUGAAGAUAGUUUCCCAGUGGUACCCUGAUUCCACUCUUGAAGGCCUUGAAACUUAGUGGUGAGGUGAGAGUAACUUUGUUUUCAACCACAACAGGAAGUACAGAAUCACUGUAAUCGUCUGUCGUAAAAACCCACACCAGACGAUCAUCAGUUCUCGAGAUAAUGAAGUUCUUGUACAAUUUCUUCAAUUCCUUCUCUGAUUGAAAGGCGGCAAAUGUUGAGACUUCGUCCUUCGCCUUCAGGGACUCGAGCUGCCUAGCUUCAAUGUUUGAUACAUCUGUGCGACGUCAAGACUUUGGUGUUGGCAAACAAGACCUGGGCACAUCAAAGAUAGAAGAAGGAACUGCAGGUCGUGUGCCACCAGGUACUUUCACAAGAGGAUAUCCAUCAGCGGGCCAGUGAUUUUCACAAAGAAAAAACUUGUCCGGAUCGAUCACAAAGUAUCGGCGUAGAGGGAUUUUAUCAAUCCACUCCUUCCCCUCACUCUCGUUCUUUGGGGUAGUCUGAAUACCCUACACUUGUUCUUUGCAUUGUAGUUGCCCUUACAGUUCACUAGAUUACACUUGUUUACCAUGAUUUUACUUUAAAAAGCACGAUUUCAAACUUUCAAAUGAGCACAAGAAUUAAAACAUCAUGGGCGCUGCCAUCUUUGACCAAAGCACUCAGCUGUUAUGAAUACACCGUGCAAAAUAGUUCUCCAUUCACCUAUCUGAUAAUCAUACUAAACUCAUCUAAUACACCCUUGUAAUAAAUACACAUGCAUCUAAAUAAUUCUGAAUGACACCGAAUGAACAAAACCGUAUCAAGCAGCGCCAAAAAAAAAUAUUUUUUUACAGACUUCCUGUGCCAACUCUGUCUAUUUUUAACGCGAGCCGACCCAGUUUCAACCCUCCGCUGUGAAGCUGGCUUACCGCUGCCUGCUGGCCUUCACUGAGAGACACGGGAAAGCUCCGCUGCGAGUCCAUGAAGUAGUAGUCCAUGCCCUUUGCCCACAUAUCGAGCGUUGUAGGAAUUGGAACCAUUUGCACUUUCUUUGAUUGUACAGUAAACACCCAUUUUCCCCCCCACUGAUUGUCUACCCUCAGGGAGAGUGGUCAGAGUGUAAGUACCAUUUUCUUUCAGGGAGUUGAUUUCUUCAGUCAUUUCUUCUUUCCAAAACUCUGAUUCAGAUGAAUCGGUGGCUUCUUUAAACGUUUGAGGAAAAGAAGAAAAUUUGUAGCAAAAAUCAACAUUCAACAUGACAUUGUCUUCACCAGAUUUUGUGUCAUAAUCAGACAUGUACGAAGGAGGUUUUUCUCUCUGUUCUGGAAUAUCUCCCAUUUUGCUCAACAGAGGAUGGCUCAUUUUCUGGUUGUUUACAUUCUGACCUCUCAUCAGGAACAUUUUCAACAAAUAACAAUAGGAAUUGUACUUUUGACAAAAACAUCAUCAUCUGAAAAGUCAGUGGUAUGAGUUUCACCUUCAACACAAUCAAAAACUUUCUUUAGGACUACAAAGUGUACCACUCUACAUCUUAUCUCUUUCCCAGUAUCACAAAAAUAAUCAAGUGUGCUGGACUGCACCUAUAAUAUCCAACAAAAACUCCCUCUUUGCAUCUCUAGUUUAGUUUUUUCUUCUGCUAAGAGUACACAUAACAGUCGCAGCCAAAGACUCGCAUGUUCGAAAAUAUUUGGUCUGCGCCCUGUCAGUGCUUGUACUGAUGUUUGUUUCUCCCUUGGAUUGAAACACCUGUUUCGAUUGUACACUGCUGUGUGCACUGCAUAAGGCCACAUCUCUUUUGGCAGCUCAUAUCUCCCCAUUUAAAAAAUGGUACGCCACUGCCUUUCAGCUGUCCCAUUUUGAUGGGGCGAGUAAGGAGCUGACAUUUCUUGCUUAAUCUGAUUUUUCCUUAGGAGUGCCUUAAACUCUCCGAAGGUGAAUUCUGUCCCAUUAUCUGAUCUAAUUGACUUUACCUUCCCUUUUGGGACUGAAUCUUCAAGAAGCCUUUCUGUUGACCCCAAUAGUCUCAAUUUUACUUUUCAAAAAGUACACAAAACAUUGCACCAGAAUAGUCAUCUGUAAAUGCAAUUGCAUACUUAAAGCCUUCAUGUGAAGUUGGAGUAAUUGGACCUGUAAGAUCAGAGUGCACCAACUCCAAAGGAGAAGUGGCACGUUCACGUGGAUUCUUACUUCUCUCAUUCGUCAUUUUCCCCUUCACACACCUCGCAGUCCUUCUUCUUUGCCUUCCCACUUAUCUUCAUGCCAUUGACAACACUUUCAAGCCUCAAAACAUAAUCAAAAUUGCAGUGCCUAAGUGUUUCAUGCAGCCCAUAAGAUCCUGAAUGUAAUUCAUUUUGUCAACAGUAUCAUCUGAACUGUUUGUAUUGAGAUUUUACAAUUUGCCCGGCUUUUCAAUUGGAAAGCUUACAGCACCAUUUUUGUCAAGUUCUGCUGUAUCUGAGUGGAAUGAAAUACUUGCUCCUUCACCUGUGGCUGCAUGAACUGAAAAAAUAUUCUGAGGAAAAAUUGGUACAUACAGAGCAUUUUUCAGAGUAAAAUCUACAGAAUUACCAUCAGAAUCUGUAAAUUUCAUACUUGCAUUUCCUCUCUUCAUGGCUACAUUCACUCUUUCUUCAUUCGCUAGCUCUAUGGAAUGUUUUUCAGAUCUAAAUGUGUAAUCAAAUGAACUGAACUUUGACACAUCAUUCAAAUUAUGGGCACAAUCAAUCAAGUCAGCUUUGAAUUCUAUUUUCUGAUCAAUGUUCGUUUUCGCUUUGAAUGCGAAUGUAUGUUUUUGGUCAUCUCUGUGGGCUGCCGUCUCUGUAUCGUGCAUCCGCAACCUCAUUGACUGUAUCUGUUGUGUUCUUCCUUUGAAAUCUGCAUGUAUUGUCAGAAUGUCAGAGGGAUUAUUCUUUCUGCAUAACUGGACCACAGUUUCUUUUGCCUUUAAUUCUUAGAGAAGUGUCCGGGUUGUCCACAUCUGAAACAUACAGGAGAACUCUUGUUGUCACCCAUAGCAGCUCUAACGCUGCCGGUACCUUGACUGGCUGCCCUUUGCCCACUCUUCAGAAGAGAAUCACCAGACUGGACCCUUGAUUUUUUAGUCUCUUUGAAACUCCUCAAAGAGAUCUUAAAUUCUGUUAUCUGUUGUUUUUUAUCACAGCAACUAAGGAUUGGAAGGUUUCAGGUUGACUUUUUAAGAUCAUAGCUAUCAGAAGGCUAUCUGAGACUGUCUCAUCAGCAUUUUUCAGUGCUGCUGCUGCUGUUUCUGCUCUAAUGAUAUAGUCUGUCACACUUUCUUCAUGUUUCUUCACGAGGGAAGUCAGUUCUGUGUACAAACUAAUGAUUCUUGGAGUGCUUGAGCCUGCAUAGAGUUGACGUAAAAUCUUGAGAGCCGCUCUCCCAUCAUCUACAGCAUCUCACUUUUUAACCAAAAACAAACUCUUGUCGUCUAAAAACUGGAUAAGCUCACUUACUUCUUCAUUUUUAGCUUGGUCAACUUCUUCACCAUCACCUGCCAGUAUGAUGUCUUUCAGUUUCUGUAGUCUCAUGUACCCUUGAAACUUCACCUCCCAUUUUUCAUAUUUAUUCUUAUCCCCAUCGAAUAAAAGUCUACUGUACCGCGAACUGGGCUCAUAACCUGUUGAGUGGGUACUAGUUUGACUUGCCAUGGUGAGGGUACAUAACAAAAACAGGCACUUUGGUUGUACACUGUAAAGAUAAAUUAGCAGACAACGGUUAUGCUGUUCAGGUGGAAGGAAGGAGAGAGUGAAAGUAAUCUCCCCUGCUUUUCUGGAUUUGCAAAUGAAAAAUCCACGACUAAUUACCGAAACAUAACAUGAAUGAUCAGAAGUUCAAUAGUGAAACAGAAGAAAUAGACUCGAGAACAAUCCUGAGGUUGCGGGUUAGGGGGUUCAAGCCUCAGGCCCGUCGUUGUGUCCAAAGUGCGAAUUUUCCUCACUUCACCCAGGUGAGCAUGGGUACUCAGCCAUAGACAGUAUGUUCGUGAUUCGUGUUCUAGUACUGAAAAGAAAUGGCAGCUUGCACUAUGCUUCCCAGGAAGAUGGGGUUGUUUCAGAAUGCUAUCAGGUCUGCUGGGGUAAUAAUAUAUAGAUUGUAAAGUGUAUAGAACUAGCUGUUGAGUGAGAUUUGCUCUAUACAAAUGCUAUCUAUUGUGAUUUGUGUUACAAGAGGGUUGAUGGUGAAGAUUUAGACAAUAUAACCCCUGGAAUUCUUUUCGGUUUAGAAAUCGAAGCAUUUUGGCUUAUCAAUAGUUUUCUUACACAGAGGAAAAAAGGGAGCUUCUAUUUUCUUUCCAUUUCCAUUUACCUCUGUUUUUGGAUUAAUAAAACUGUGUUUAGUUUAAACACACUUCACUAUUUAAUAGAGAUGAAGAUUGGGAAGUUUGUGAUGCUGAAAACUUAGAUAGCCUUCCCUGUACUGAGCUUAAUGGCUGUGAAGUAGCUUGUGGUAGAGUUUGAAUAAAUGAGAUGGUCUUUGCUAACAAUGUAACCAAUCUUACGAGUGGGUGGAAGUGAUGACUGUUUUAGUUCUUGGGUAAGUUGCUUUGAAAGUGGAUUGACCUUUAUGUAUUUAAUGAGUAACAGUGAAAGGUCUUUUUUCAAAAGCAAUUUUGAUGUUUUAGUAGUCUAGAUUGUGAAUGAUUGUAAAUGGCUGAUGGCCCCCAUCAACGCCAUAUGUAUCCUUUAGGAUGCAGACUACUUUAACCUUACCAAUCAGGGUAACCUGGGAUUAACUUACUGUUAAAUUAACUUAAAUAGAGAUGUUAUAAUAUUUAAUAUUCUCAGUGUGUGAAUUAAACUGUCUCUCUUAAAUGAUAAAGAGUCAAAUGAUUUUUUUCAGAGAUGCAAAUGUACAUUUGAAGUUUCUUGUGGUAAUUCAAAUCACUUGCGAUAUUAAAACUUUGCCCCAGGCAAGCAGAUGUUUGUUAAUCAUGAGAUGUAUUUAUGAAGCUUUUAUUUGUGAUGGAUGUACAAACACAGUGGAUUCGCCUUCCACUUCCCCACCUUUUUUGGGGGUAUCUGCCUCGCCUCCCUUUUUUGGUGAAUGUUUUUAAUCAACAACAAAUGCGUUGCGCGUGCUACAGUGGGGUCGCCUUUCGUCCCUUUCGCUUCACUCCCCCAUACUGCAAAAAAAAAAAAAAGGGAGGGAUCGAUAACUAAGGUCUGUCCUUAAAUUUCAUUCUCCUCGCUCGUUCCCACUGUGUAUAUAUAGUGGUAUUGAUGGGUGUUGUCUUGCAUCAUUUUAAAAAAUUGUGGUUUUUGUUUUACGUAAGGUCCAAUCUUAUCAACAAGGGGAAGCAGGAAUGCAUCAGCUUUCAUUUUCAGAUAAUUUUUUUUUUUUAAAUCGUCAUUUAUAAAAAACAUUAUCCACUAAAUGAUAUUUGCAAAAAGUAAAUUUUUCUCGGAGUUCAUUGAUUCUAUGAACCCCAAUAUCAACGUGAAAUUUGACAUCGGCCUUUUAACUAAUGCAGCAUCAGCAGCUGCACAGAGCAAUAAAAAAAAGAUGAGGGGAGGAGGGCGAAUCCACUCUGUCACUUCAGGUCCCUUCCAAUUCGCCUCCCUUUCCUCACAUUUUUGUUAUUUGACAAAAGGGGGUGAAAGGCUGAUCCACUGUGUUUGUACCUUUACACCCUCCAACCACCAGCAAGUCAAAGUGUUGGGUGUCACAGCACAGGAGAGAAUGACUAAAGCAGUUUUUCUUGUUAUCAUUCUCUUCUUUAGUCUUUCCCACUUUCUUAAAAGGGACAUGCUUAACUUAAAACAUACAAAGCUGUGAGACUCACAACUGUGUCCAAAGAAAAAAAAAAUCUUUUGCAUUGGUACAAUUACUUUUUUAAUGAAAAAAAAAAAGAAAUAAAGGAAGCUCUAGAAUGACAAGGCACACAUCAAAAUAGUCACAUUCAUGUCAAACAGUAUUAAGAAACUAACAAGGUAAUAUUCUAGUAGGCCUACAUCAUAUGCUACACUAAGUUAUAAGAUUGUAAUUAUGUUUCACCCCCAUCGAUACAGUUUAGAUAACUGAGAAGGCAGGCUGCUUUAACCCUGCCCGUCACGGUCAUUCAGAUUUGAAUGGGUUAUAGUACUUAUAGCAUCCCAGCUGACAGAAAGUCAUACUUGAAAGGAUAACUUAGGAUAGCUUUGACACUCAGGAAUUGAAAUUGCAUCUUCUGUGGGCAAUGCUGAAGAGCCCAUUCUUUAGGUAGACCAUUACAAAAAUUCUUAGUUUUGAAUUUAUUUGAAAAUACAAUAAAUAUAUCAUGUUCGUUUCCUCUAAAUGUGAAGCUUGGGGAAAUUAGUUUCUAUUCAGCUUUUAUAUAGGCCUACUACUAUGCUUGAUUUCUUUUUAGCUAAGUGUAACCAUCAUGUUUAAGUUUUGAGUUUCAAUUCUCAAUUGUCACAAACAUGUUGUUCCAGAUCUCUUACUGUUCAGACACUGAUAUACAUUUGUCUCUCUUUUUUCAAAAUGUUCUCAAAAGAUAGAUCUACCUACUUCUGACUCUUGUUGGUUGUGUUGGGUUCAUCGCCAUCUACUCAUUUUACUAUAAUAAUCGAUCAGUCGCUCAUUUUAUUUUCACUUUGAUUAUUCACACAUAUAAAUAUAACUGAACUUCAAGGAGACUGUUUCUUUUCAUGGGCUCAAUCAUACUCAGAUUAUAAAUAUAUAUACGUUGCAUUUUAGAAAAUAUUUCCCAUUGCUUGCCCUAUGCCGAAACUGGUCAUUAUGACAUCAUUUAUUUUUUACAUAAAUGCAAUGUAAAUAUGAUUAGUUUGAAUAUAUUUGAUCAAUACUAUUGAUAUGGUUGUAUUUAUUUGGACGGAUGUCUUGAAGUGGAAUGACUUAUAUGGAAUAGUAGUUUGAAUAAAUUAUGCUAUUACUACCU